Pan troglodytes (chimpanzee) is the source of this 1531-nucleotide messenger RNA. Its product is annotated as mucin-3B-like. The transcript has 2 exons. The coding region runs from base 446 to 1531 and encodes 361 amino acids. The record is from RefSeq and is a predicted model, not a curated record. Lineage: Eukaryota; Metazoa; Chordata; Mammalia; Primates; Hominidae.
UGAGACCAUAUCACACAGUACUCCCAGCUUGACUUCUGCGAUCACCGCCACUGAGACCAUUUCACACAGUAUUCCAGGCUUCACUUCUUUGAUUACCACCACCAAGACCACCUCACACCUUCCUCCCGGGUUCACUUCUUCAAUCCCCACCGCCAAGACCACCUUACACAGUGCUCCCAGCUUCACUUCUUCGAUCACCAGGACCAAGACCACCUCACACCGUCCUCCCACCUUCACUUCUUCAAUCACCACCACUGAGAGCCCCUCACACAGUAUUCCUGGAUUCUCUUCUUCGAUUGUCACCAUUGAGACCACAUCAACCAGUCCUCCCAGAUUCAUCUCUGCGAUCGCCACCACCGAGACCACCUCGCACAGUACCCUCAGCUUAAAUUCUUCGAUCGCCAACACCAAGACCACCUCACACAGUACUCCCGGCUUCAAUCCUAUGAAUGCCACCUCUGAGACCACCUCACACAGUACUCCCAGCUUGACAUCUCCGAUUACCACCACAGAGACCACCUCACACAGUACUCCCGGCUUAUGUUCUUUGAUCACCACCACUGAGACCACCUCACACAGUACUCCCUGCUUCACUUCUUCGAUCACCACCACAGAGACCACCUCACACAGUACUCUGAUCUUUACUUCUUCAAUCUCCACUACUGCAACCCCCCCAGACAGUACUCCUAGCUUCACUUCUUCAAUCGCCACCACUGAGACCACCUCACACAGUACUCCCAGCUUCACUUCUUCAAUCACCAGCACCAAGACCACCUCACAGAGUUCUCCCAGCUUCACUUCUUUGAUCACCAUCACCGAGUCCAUGUCCAACAGUACUGCCAGCUUCACCUCUUCAAUCACCAUCUCUGAGACCACCUCAGACAGUAUUCCCAGCUUCACUUCUUCGAUUGCCACCAUCAAGACACCCUCACAUAGUACUCCCAGCUUCACUUCUUCGAUCACCACCACUGAUUCCAUAUCAUACAGUAUCCCCAGCUUGACUUCUGCGGUCACCACCACUGAGACCACGUCACACAGUAUUCCAGGCUUCACUUCUUCAAUCACCAGCACUGAGACCACCUCACACAGUACUCCCAGCUUCACUUCUUUGAUCACCACCACCGAGACCACUUCACACAGUCCUCCCAGUUUCACUUCUUUGACCACCACCACUGAGACCACCUCCCACAGUCCUCCCAGCUUCACUUCUUCAAUCACUAGCACCGAGACCACCUCACAGAGUACUUCCAGCUUCACUUCUUCGAUCACCACCACCGAGACCACCUCACACAGUCCUCCCAGCUUCACUUCUUCUAUCUCCACCACCGAGAGGACCUCACACAAUACUGCCAGGGACCACCUCACACAGUACUCUCAGCUUCACUUCUUUGAUCACCACCACGGAGACCCCCUUAGACAGUACUGCCGUCUUCACUUCUUCUAUCACCACCUCCGAGACAACCUCACACAGUACUGCUGGCUUCACUUCUUCAAUGGCCACCACCGAGACCACAUCACACAGUACUCCUGA